Molecule: messenger RNA, 3830 nt
Organism: Toxoplasma gondii ME49
Lineage: Eukaryota; Apicomplexa; Conoidasida; Eucoccidiorida; Sarcocystidae
Product: helicase
Exons: 10
Coding region: 754-3573 (939 amino acids)
Biological process (GO): positive regulation of transcription by RNA polymerase I
Cellular component (GO): nucleolus; intracellular anatomical structure
Molecular function (GO): ATP hydrolysis activity; RNA binding
Source: RefSeq, a predicted model, not a curated record
CUGAUUCUCAAGGAAAUUCUGGAAAGAAAAGACUCCUUUUUCUGAUCCAAGGCGGAGAAAAACUCGUUCCUGCCUGGGGGGAAUCGAGCUACCCGAGUGCCUCCGGCUUGCGGAGAACGUUUUGAGUCUCUCAACAUUUGCAUGCGCGCGCAUUCAUUUUCUCUUCUUCGUUUCUUUCGCCAUUGUUCCUUACAGUUAAAGCCAUCUGGUUUGUCCUUGUGCCGUCUUUUCCAAUUUCCUCUGAAGAACUCGAGAUUACUUUCUCCGAUGUCCCUCCCAGAAGAAUGCGCCCGGCAAAGCGGCCUCAAUGUCGCUAGAUGAGAGCUUUUUUCGCUUUUUCCUCGUUUCUCCGUCUUUGCAGUUCCCUCCAGUUUUUACCUUGACGAGCUUCCUCAGAGAGACGGAGACGCAGCGGAGAGAGAACCGGAACCCUGUCGCUCGACCACUGCUCAACGAGCACAGUGUUAACUUCACACAGCGUUCUGUCGUUGUUGAAUCAACGUUACGGUCAACCUUCAAAGUGAAAAGAACGAGGAGGCCUCCUCGCCGGACGCCAUUCCACGAAGAAGUCGAUCGACAGCAACCCGUUUCUCAGGGAGCACUUCUCAAACAUCCGGAUCUUGAAAAGGGGAACACACUUUUGCAAGCUCGCGAACGUUUUCCGGAUCAAGCAGAAACGGCCCUCUGCAUGCGUCGGCAUGCAUGCGCUAGGACGGAGGCUUUAUCCGUUUGCCUUCUUGCCGUUCCUUCACCAUGGCGACGCUCGUCAGCGACUUUCUGCUUGCGGAGAGCGAACGACUCCGAGCAGAGAGAAAGCGAGGAAGGAAACCCAAGGCGGAACGCACCAGUCGCCACUUGAACGGCGGUCAAGAGGCAGCGCGGUCGGGAGUAGAGUCUUCGAGUGCAGAGUUUUCUGCAGAGAAACGGCGAAUGGCGAGUUCGCCAAGUGCGGUUUCCUCGCGAAGCGCAACCGGCUUCUCCUCCGUUGAAGAAGAUCUUGGAGAGGUCUACUGCCCAGACAGAGAGUCGCAACGAAACGCUGCAAAUGCACUCAAGGGUCAGGCAUGCGCCGCAGACGAGGCCGCAGACGAGUCGGUAUCCAGGUUGCCACUCACUGGGAACUCGCAGGCAACGCCUGCCGCUUCUCUCUCUUCACCGUUCGCCUGUGCGUCUGCUUCUUGUUCUUCUUCUUUGCGUGCUCGAACUGCUGCGUCUUCUGGGUGUUCGGCGCGUCUCGGAGAGAGCGAAGAAUCACGAGAGAGGCGGCUGCAUGCGUCUGCGGGCCGUCUGCACGAGCGACGGGCUGACCCAGGUCUCGAGAAAGCGAACGCGAAGACCGGCAGAGGGAACUCCGCGGGACCGUCUGAGGAUUCGAGGAAGCGUUUGCGGCGAACUGCGAGCAGUGGUGUCGCACCCGCGUCUGAGAAACAGCGUUUCGCUGGUGAGUUACCGAUCCACGGAUUCGUGGACGUGGUCCGUGACGCGGUGUCUAGACACCAGGUGACGUUGAUUGUGGGAGAGACCGGGAGCGGGAAGACGACGCAGGUCCCUCAGUUCCUUCAUUUUUUUGGCUUCACUCAAAAGGGCGUGGUUGCAGUGACUCAGCCUCGACGGGUCGCUGCCGUUUCCCUUGCUAGGCGCGUAUCUGAGGAGCUGAGUCGAAAACAGGACGCGUCUUCUGAAACGCAGGAGGAUUUGCCCGAACACAACGCGUCCUUGGGGGGCUUUGUCGGCUACUGCGUCCGCUUCGAGGACUGCACGAGCGCAGAGACGAGAAUCAAGUUCUUAACAGACGGCAUGUUGGUUCGAGAGGCGAUGCUCGACGAGAUGCUCUCGCGGUACUCUGUCGUCGUUCUCGACGAAGCUCACGAACGCUCUCUCCGCACUGACAUUCUCCUGGGGUGGAUGAAGCGCCUUCUUCCCAAGCGAAAAGACUUAAAAGUCAUCGUCAUGUCGGCGACGCUCGACACAGAAAAAUUCUUGGGCUUCUUCCCCGGUGCGCAAACAGUGCUCGUCCCUGGACGACAGUUCCCUGUAGAACUCAUGUACACCCCAGAGCCGGAAGGCGACUACAUUGAGGCAGCCCUCAUCACGGUCUUACAGAUCCACACCCAGUACCCCCCCGGAGACAUUCUCGUGUUUCUCCCUGGUCAAGAAGACAUCGAGAGUCUUCAGACGAUUCUGGAGGGGAAGCAGGAGCUGCUGCGGAAGGCACUGUGCAUGGCGGCGAGUUUGGGGGCUGGGCCAGCCCCGAAGACAGCUGCGAGGAGCGAGAGAGGGGGGGAGCAGAGAGCGGUGCCCCAUUCAAAGGAUCUGUCAUCGGCGAACUGCAGGGUGGAAGUUCGCAUCGGCGAAGACACCGCAGCUGUCGACCAGCUGCCACCUUGUCGCGACCUUCAAAUCUGCCCUCUCUUUGCAGCACUUCCUUUUGAACGACAGAAGGCUGUCUUCACGCCUGCGCCCGCGGGCGUUAGGAAAGUGAUUGUGGCGACAAACAUAGCCGAGACGUCGAUUACGGUCCAAGGCAUCCGCUACGUGGUGGACUGCGGACUCGCUAAAGCCAAGUGUGUCAACCAUCGCACCGGAGUGGAGGCGCUGGUGAUAGAAGAAAUUUCACAAGACGCAGCGAAACAGCGAGCAGGUCGAGCAGGCAGAGAAGCUCCUGGCGUAGUGUUCCGUAUGUACACCGAAGACACUUUCAACAAGUUCAGGCCGCGGAAAGUUCCAGAGAUCGUCACGUGCGAUCUGGACCAAGUGUUCCUGGAACUCAAGACCCUGGGGGUACAAAACCCGUUGGAGUUCCCCUUCCUUGACUCUCCACCAAAGGAAGCUUUCGUGAACGCUGGGCGCACCUUGCACCGCCUCGAGGCUGUCGACUCUCGAGGACAACUCACAGAGCUGGGACGGAAACUUGCUGUGUUGCCGCUGAAGCCAAUUCUCGGGAAACUCGUCCUUGACUCCGUUACUUUCGAGUGCACUGCGGAGAUUCUCUCAAUUGUCGCCAUGCUGUCGACAGACUCGCUAUGGUACAGUCACCGCAGUCUGCCAGCCGAUAAGUCGAAUCGUCUCCUGCACGCGCGCAGACGCCUUUCCGACAACCAAGGUGAUCAUUUGACGCUGCUCAACGCCUACACGCAAUGGGACGAGGCGACAGACAAAAUCGCCUUCUGCAAAGAGUACGGACUACACCACAAUGCACUGCUACGCGCGAAACAAAUCCGCACCCAGCUCGAGCAGAUUCUCCUUUCACCGCAAAUUGGAGUCAAGAAUGUAGCGAAGAGUGAAGCACCAGAUACAAGAACGAAGAUCAGGCAAUGCUUGGCGGCGGGAUGCUGGCUCCACACUGCCAGGUUGCAACGAGACCAAAAAACAUACGUCACGACUGUUGAGAGGGAAACGGCGAAGAUACAUCCGUCCUCUGUCCUGUCCGGUCAGAAGUCUUUGCCAUGGUGGAUAGUGUACAGUGAAUACGUACACACGACAAGACCGUAUCUUCGUGGCGUCACAGCCAUAGAAGGUCCCUGGCUGCAACAGUUCGUACCCCGAUGGUUUACUCUUGGUGGGCAAAACUGACGAACGGUCUGAAACAUGGGAGACCGGUGGCACUGCAUUACGCAGGUCUGGAGCUUAUGACUGAUGCAGACGGGGAUAUUGGUCAAAUCUGACACAUCAGGGGUAUGCAUCACGAAGGGAGUUCCCGACCAGAGAACUAAUCUAUGUUUCUCAACUUUCUCUGUCUCAUGGAGAUUAUACCAGCUGCCACAUCAUCAGCGUGGUGACGUUAACAAAUGUGCUUUAGUCUACCGUCAUGGGACUCGUACGGAUUUACC